Molecule: messenger RNA, 474 nt
Organism: Paramuricea clavata
Lineage: Eukaryota; Metazoa; Cnidaria; Anthozoa; Malacalcyonacea; Plexauridae
Source: the annotation of a GenBank genome assembly
AUGUGGUCAUCUCACGGCUUAACUCCAUAUCUUGGCUACACGAUUCAUUGGAUAGACAGUGACUGGAACUUGAAAACGAUAUAUCUUGGAACAAGACACGUGCCAGAAGACCAUACUGCAAGCAAUCUUGCUGAACGUAUGCACAAUGUCCUUUCUUAUUGGAAGUUAGACGAAGAAAAACAAGUUGCUAUAACAACAGACAACAGGGCAAACAUAAACAAGGCCUGUAGGGACAGCAAAUGGACUAACGUGCUAUGUUUCGGUCACAACCUUCAUUUAGCUAUCACAAACACUCUAGCCAACAAGACAAGAACCACUUGUGCAUUGAAAGUUUGCAAGAAAGUUGUGGCCGCUUUUGGCACCAGUUUGAAAAAACGAAGGGACUUAGCUGCAGCUCAACUUCAAGAAGAACCUGGACAAAAAGUGAAGCAAUUAGCUUCCAUAAGUACUGUAUUACCUAAAUUUCAAGGCUAA